This is a messenger RNA of Caenorhabditis remanei, 579 nucleotides long. RefSeq lists its product as uncharacterized. The transcript is spliced from 3 exons. NCBI's taxonomy places the organism in Eukaryota, Metazoa, Nematoda, Chromadorea, Rhabditida, Rhabditidae. Bases 1 to 579 code for a protein of 192 amino acids. The record is from RefSeq and is a predicted model, not a curated record.
AUGAACCAUCGCAUUGGAAUACUUCUUCUCGUACUUGUCCAACUCGGACACUCUUCUCCGAUCAUUGUCAAACGUUCAGAUGAAUCUCAAGCUGUUCAACAAAUUAAUGCGUUGAGAGUACAAUUUGCUGAGGCAAAACAAGUGGCAAACAUGCACGAAUUAAGUUGGGAUUCUGAUCUAGCGAGUAAAGCAGCAAAAGCGAGUUGUGAAGAUUUGGAAAAGCCCGCCUCCAAUUAUAUGAUGGCUUUCUAUCCGGAUAUGAACACGAUGAAUAAAAUACAGUCCGACCAAGAUAAAAAAGACUUUGUGAAGAAUAAUGGCCUAUUAGCUUUCCUAAUUCCUGUGCAAACCAGAAUGGGGUGUGCAAGUCUCAAACAAACUUGUGGUGACAAGCAGGCAGUGUGUUUUAUUGGACCCAAAUCUGUAGCAAGUUACAAUCCAGAAGUCGAUGCUAAGAGAGGCCUGCCAGGAUCCCAAUGUCCAAAUGGGAAGGCUUCAAGUGGAUUGUGCAAGUUUUCGAAGUCUACUCUGUCAUUUGCCUCCAUCAUCGUCAUGAUCAUAUUCACUGGCUUCUUUUAA